Anopheles stephensi (Asian malaria mosquito) is the source of this 1772-nucleotide messenger RNA. RefSeq names its product RING-type E3 ubiquitin-protein ligase PPIL2. Gene Ontology annotation, molecular function: peptidyl-prolyl cis-trans isomerase activity; ubiquitin-ubiquitin ligase activity. The transcript is spliced from 3 exons. Bases 117 to 1709 code for a protein of 530 amino acids. Gene Ontology annotation, cellular component: catalytic step 2 spliceosome. Gene Ontology annotation, biological process: protein polyubiquitination; protein peptidyl-prolyl isomerization; protein folding. The record is from RefSeq and is a predicted model, not a curated record. NCBI's taxonomy places the organism in Eukaryota, Metazoa, Arthropoda, Insecta, Diptera, Culicidae.
CUGCUAGAAGAAAGCAGCCUGAACAAAAAGAAGCAAAAGAAGAGCCAGUUCAUUUGUAAACAAACCAUUUGGUGGAGGUUCCUUUCGUACGAGAAAACCAUUUUCACGGCACCAUAAUGGGUAAAAAACAGCAUCAGAAGGAUAAAAUGUACCUCACGUACACCGAGUGGUCGGAGUUUUACGGAGGUCACAAACGAGACUCGGUGGAAAAUGAGCAGAUUAAGUUUAAGCGACUUCCGUUCGAUCACUGCUGCCUUUCGAUGGUACCGUUUGAACAUCCCUACAGCGAUAAAGAUGGGAACGUGUUUGAGCUAUCAGCGAUCGUUGAGUUUUUGAAGAAAUUCAAGGUUAACCCUGUCACGGGCACUCCGUUGGACGGCAAAUCAUUGAUCAAGCUGAACUUUACAAAGAACCACGAAGGACAGUACCAUUGCCCGACGCUAUUCAAACCCUUCACCAAGAACUCACACAUCGUGGCCAACGGCAAGACGGGCAAUGUGUUCUCGUGGGAAGCGAUUGAACAGCUGAACCUAAAGGCCAAGAACUGGAAAGAUCUGCUGGACGAUACACCGUUCAUGCGGAAGGAUCUAAUUACCAUCCAAGAUCCGGGCAACUUGGACAAGUUCAACAUAACCGGCUUUCAUCACAUCAAAAAGAAUUUACGCGUUCCGACGGAGGAAGAACUAGCGGAAAGGAAAGACCCACAAGGACGCCUGAAAACGAUCAACGCCGAAACGAAAGACAUCCUAACGCAGCUGGAAAAGGAUUAUAAAGCUCCGGAAGAGCAGCAAGAGGAACGCCAGGUGGCGGACAAGUUUAAUGCGGCCCAUUACUCUACAGGGGCCGUGGCAGCUUCGUUCACGUCCACAGCUAUGGUGCCCGUAUCGAACCACGAAGCGGCCAUAAUUGACGAUGAUAUUGUGCGGUACGAACGGGUCAAGAAGAAGGGUUAUGUGCGGUUGCUUACGAACUUUGGUGCACUGAACCUGGAACUGUACUGCGAGCAGGUGCCGAAGACGUGCGAAAACUUUCUCAAACACUGUCAAAGCGGAUACUACAAUGGGUGUUUGUUCCAUCGGUCCAUUCGCAACUUUAUGCUGCAGGGCGGUGAUCCAACGGGUGUUGGAAACGGGGGCACGUCGGCAUGGGGCAAAAAGUUUGCGGAUGAAAUUAGACCGAACCUGUCACAUGCCGGACGGGGGAUACUUUCCAUGGCAAACUCGGGACCAAACACGAACGGAUCUCAGUUCUUCAUUACGUACCGCUCCUGCAAGCAUCUGGACGGCAAGCACACCAUCUUCGGCAAGCUGGUCGGUGGGCUGGAAGUGCUCACCGAGAUGGAACGUGUCGAGGUGGACAACCGGGAUCGGCCGAUUGAAAACAUAUUCAUCCAGCGGGCACAAGUGUUUGUCGACCCGUUCCAGGAAGUGGACGAGCAACUGGCCAAGGAAAGGGCCGAUGAGCUGGAACGCAUUCAAAAGGAAGCGGAAGCAAAACGUGACAAAACGGCUGGUAAGAAGGGCUCCCAACCGCUCAAGGUGUUCCGGUCCGGCGUGGGAAAGUAUCUGGAUACGAGCGUUACAAAGGUUCUACCCGCCGUAGCCUCUGGCGAAACACCCGGAACGAGUGGUGGAACCGAUGCUUCCAAAGCGAAAAAACGAAAAGUUGCUACAGGAAAUGACGGAUUCGGUAAUUUCAGUUCAUGGUAACAAUCCAGUGACGGAGCGCAAAGAAUCACUUUAUAAAUCCUAUGUCCUGUUUUAUUACUAUAA